Messenger RNA from Somion occarium, 2332 nucleotides. Lineage: Eukaryota; Fungi; Basidiomycota; Agaricomycetes; Polyporales; Cerrenaceae. The record is from the annotation of a GenBank genome assembly.
AGGACAGAAAACAUGAAAAGAGACGAUAAAACGAACGAAAUGCUGUCGUUCUUGGCAAGGUGGAUGAAAGCGUUGAGUAGACCACCUCGAUCGUUGACCCGCAACGGAUCAAUCACGAUCGGGCGGGGAUACGGUCUUGGGCACCCUUGGUGUAGCUUGGCACUCGACGCCCUCCACGCCCGCGCUGAACGUUGAAGCUCGAAGUCUGGGUUCAAUUCGCUUGGGAUAUUGCCAACACUGUCACUCGCUCUUUGGCUAUCGUAGAGGCUUCGAAGUUUACAACCCGAAGUGGCGGAUUCAGGUAUAGCCAUCCACUAGCCAUGUCUGGUGUUCCUCUGACCGCAGUCAUUCUGGAGUCCAUUCCGGUAUUCCUUGUCAGGUAUGAUACUGCAAUGCCUGUACCUUUCAAGGGUGACAGCUUAAGUUUGGCUUUCAGAGCUGGUUUGUUCUACACGUCGCGCAAAUACCUUCUUCGGAGUCUGUACCAUGAUCUGAAGGACCUUUCUACCGACACCGAGACGUACAACCCUGUUUCAACGCAAGAUGAUGACGACACAGUCGAAUUGGAUUCUUUGCCCGUUACGUCUCCUUCCACAAAGAACCAUGCCGUUCACACUCGGAAACGUACAUUCCAUUCGCUUCUUUCACGGACACUAUUCUCGCUUUCAUUCUCGGAAAGCUGCACAUUGUUUAUUCUACUCAUGUUUCAAGGCCUAGAUAUCCUUCAUGCCCGAACACGUCUCUUCAACUGGAACCUUUCCCUCGCCAUCUUGCUGCUUUCGAUUACGGCCUUGAUACCUCUAUCAUACAGUCUUGUACUGAGCUACCGAUCCUCUUCGCUCUCUCAAACCCUCCAACGUCCAACCGUGCUCCGGCUUCUUCUCACAACCCUCCCGGUUGGCCUCUUCCUUUUCGCCCUGUCCUUUGUUCCGCUACCUGAAGGUGUCUCUCCGGGCCCAACAGUAAAGGUCCUAUGGCGUCUGAUUGUGGUAGGCACCGUGCUGCUUGGCCUUCUUUCGGGGUUUGGUGCUGUCAACAACGCCUGGAUCUUCUUCCCUCGACUAUCUGGAAGCAGGAAGAACCAACCUACGGACGAGGAUGUCAGGAUUGCUGAGCGCGGGCUUGAACGUAUUCGUAAUGACUUAGCUGAACGGAGAAAGGCGAUUGAGAGACUGGAGGCGUCGCAACCCAAGUCGGACGGCAGCUGGAUCUCUCGAGUGAUGCCAACAUUUGGCGGAAGCAGCGAACUUAGCGCAGCAAGUCAAGAAAUCAAUGGCCUAAUGGCGCUUGAAUACCAAAUGUCCCGUAAUCUCGAAACUCUUCGCAGUCAGCAAGCACAAGUCAAGUUUUCACAAACCAUCCGUGGCAAGUUGUUCAAUUUCGGUGGAAGAUUGUUCGCACUGUACUGCGUAUACCGUAUUGUUGUUUCUACCGUCAACUUGAUCCUGCCCAUAGAUACGGCCUCUCCGACACAAGGUGGGGCAGAUGGGGCCUCUCGGUUGGAUUUCUUAACAAUGGCUUUGGCUCGUGUCGUUUCCGUCGUUCCGUGGAUUCACUGGGAAACUGCGGAUAUUGCUGUGAUAGCCAGACAGAUCAGCUUAGGCAUGGUCGGCGUGAUCAUUCUGAGUAGUAUUCGGCUCGUCCUGCGUGGUGUUGCUCGGGUGUUACGUGUGACGAGUCGAAAUCUCGGAGCGUCUCUCAUGUUGCUUAUGCUGGCCCAGCUCAUGGGUAUCUAUCUUUUGUCGACCCUCAUUCAACUGCGCACCUCGUUCCCUCCACCACCUUCAAGGCCUGAUACAGAACCGGACAAUGGGACUAUCAACCUCUUCUCGACGCUACCUGAGUAUCAGGUGUUUGGCUCGCUGUUCGAUGGGUCGUUCCUCCUUGCUGCUGCUGCGAGUGCAGUGAUCCUGUGGUUCGAUGAGCGUAUCAAUGGGUCAGGCGUAACGAGCGAUGUUUAGUCUUGGCACGCAUCUCAUUUCAGACGUCAAUAUAUGUACUCAAGAGAAGGUAAUAUGUGUUAUUGAAGACAAUUAGAAAGUUUCCCGGCGUUCAAGUGCUUGUGUCAUACUCUGUCAAGCACCACUUCUGCUCCAGGCUGGUUAAAAUGCGUUGGAGCAUGCUACCCUUUCCGUCUCUCUCUUCCACCAUCCUGACGAGUCCAUGUCCAAUGGGAGCCGCGUGGAUCUCAACUUCGUCUCCAUCUUCCUUUUCGCUCUCCACGCUUACGAUGGCAAGAUUUGAACAGAUGCCCUUUUUAAACAUCAAAACUAUGUAUCUGGGCAGACGUUCCGCCGUUCCCCUAAGCAAGCUAAAACGUAUCUUUCAUUUC